This is a messenger RNA of Trichomonas vaginalis G3, 900 nucleotides long. Its product is annotated as RNA polymerase II transcription regulator recruiting protein. The transcript has a single exon. The coding region runs from base 1 to 900 and encodes 299 amino acids. The record is from RefSeq and is a predicted model, not a curated record. Lineage: Eukaryota; Parabasalia; Trichomonadida; Trichomonadidae.
AUGAGUAACUCAUUUCUUGGUCAGCAUUGCAUAUUAGAAUAUUUCAGCUCACAGUUCCAAGACCUUAAUCCAGAGAUCGAUGAUUCAGUUUUUGAAAACUUAAAAGAAAUUCUUCUUUCUUACAUUCGUGAUUCGAUCUCUUACGAAGACUGCCUGUCAAUCUUUAUGGAUAAACUUGGUACUACCACACCACUUGAAAUGCUCAAAGCUGUUCUCGAAACAGAUGUUAAUGCACGUGAAGAAAUAGAUUCUUCUAGUUCUGAUUCAUCUUCAGAUUCGAUCGGAUCUGUAUCGAAUAGUGGAAGGAAGAGGGCAAGACCAUGGAAUACAGAAGAAGAUAGAAGACUUCUCGCUGGAAUUCUUCAUAAUGGCACUGAUAAUUGGUCUUUAGUUGCAGAAAUUGUUGGAGAAACCCGAACAAGAGCACAGUGCUCCCAAAGGUGGUUUAGAGGUUUAGAUCCUAGAAUCUCUAAAAAGAGAUGGUCAGCCGAAGAAGAUAAGAAACUCCUUGAUUUUGUUGAAGAAUACGGCGAAACCGCUUGGGCCAAGAUUGCAAACUCAAUGGGUAAUAGAUCAGACGUUCAAUGCCGUUAUCAUUAUCAACAACUCAAGAAGAUGAUGAGAAAACCAUCAAAUCAUAUGAGAUCUCAGCAUAACUCAUCAAAAUACCGUUCCCGUGAAGAAAAGCCCAUCUCUGCAGUUAAGGUUUCCCCAUUGACAUCACACGAAAUUCCUGUACAGUCUCAUGUCCCGAUGGUAGAAGGUGUUAUUAAGCGCGCUCUACCUCCAAUGAAACCGUUCACCAUGCUUUUACCAUUAGAACCACCGAAUUAUUUGAACGAAAAAAUGUUGGCCACUGCAUAUAGUUUAGAUGCAUUCCUUCAUCAUUUUGGCUUGUAA